ACUUGUUUUUCUUCCUAGGUUUUGGCACUGAUUGCAUUCAUCUGCAUAGAGACCAUCAUGGAAUGCUCCCCUUGCGAAGGCCUUUAUUUCUUUGAGUUUGUGAGCUGCAGCGCAUUGGUGGUUACUGGAGUUCUGUUGCUUAUGUUCAGUCUGAAUCUUCACACAAGAAUACCACAGAUCAACUGGAAUCUUACUGAUCUGGUCAACACUGGACUCAGCACUUUCUUCUUUUUCAUUGCCUCUGUAGUACUCGCUGCUUUAAACCAUAAAACUGGAGCAGAAAUUGCUGCUGUGAUAUUUGGUUUCUUGGCAAUGGCAGUGUAUGCUGUGAACACAUACUUAGCUAUCAAAAAGUGGCAAAUGAACAGGCAACAGAACAGUCGGCAGAGCAGUGAUUACAUACGUGCUCGGACAGAAUCGAGAGAAGUAGAUCAUCGCCCCGAGAUUCAACGUCUGGAUGCAUGACAGUGACAUCCAAAUGGGACUGCAAGGGGAAAAAGGAGUACUUACGUUUCCCUCAUGGAAUAAAGGGCUUUUUCUCCCCCCUUUAUUUAAGGAAGAAAAGGAAGAUCAGACUGGCAAAGCAUGCCCAGCCCUGCGUAUGUGCAGAGAUGCAUUGAGUCAGAAGCUGUUGUCAUGAAGAGAAUAAAUGUUGGUCAUUCAAAAGCAAGAUC
This is a messenger RNA of Tinamus guttatus (white-throated tinamou), 674 nucleotides long. NCBI's taxonomy places the organism in Eukaryota, Metazoa, Chordata, Aves, Tinamiformes, Tinamidae. The record is from RefSeq and is a predicted model, not a curated record.